This is a messenger RNA of Kwoniella botswanensis, 4317 nucleotides long. RefSeq lists its product as uncharacterized. Bases 1 to 4317 code for a protein of 1438 amino acids. Lineage: Eukaryota; Fungi; Basidiomycota; Tremellomycetes; Tremellales; Cryptococcaceae. Gene Ontology annotation, cellular component: cytoplasm. Gene Ontology annotation, molecular function: protein tyrosine phosphatase activity. The transcript is spliced from 34 exons. The record is from RefSeq and is a predicted model, not a curated record.
AUGGCUUCAACACCCACACCUACAUCACCCAAAUCACCUCCAGCUACACAACAGGCAUUUCAACCUAUACGCCCAUCACCAUUAUCCACACCCUUACCAGUCAAGAGCCAUCCGCGAAGAUCAUCAGCAGCUGCAUCCGAAGCAGCAUCCAUAGCAAGCAAGCUUACCGGUGGAUAUCCAGGAUUCAAAGGCUUGAAUGAGAAAGGAAAAGGAAGAAUACUGGGAUUGCAAGACAAGUUGAAGUAUGAAGUCGACGGCGUGGUCAAGCGUCGUUCAGGUGGUGUGUUAGGAAGAGGAUACAUACUCAAGACAGAUCAUUAUCCUACCGGAAGAGCGAUGGAUCUCGAAUUAACAAUUCAAGGUGCACCCAAUUUCAGAGCACCGGAUGAAGAAAGCUUGAAUGUCUUUGGGGUCGCUCAACCUACUUCAGCAGGGUUGAAAUCCAUUCUAACUCUUCUAGCUUGUCAACCUAAUCGACCAGUCCGAAAGUUAGGCUCGAGAAGAGCCUCUGUACCAGCUAGCAGUCAACCAACACCGGCACCAGGCGAGCAAGCUAAUGGAACAAGCUCACAAGUAUCUGCAAGGACCGUCUCCCUGUCAAUGGUAAGAAGCAAUGAUUCGGAUGAAGGUGUACAAGAAGGGAAAGCUAUCUGGUUCAGUACGAGGGAAGAGACUCUCGUCUAUUGCAACGGUCGACCUUACGUAUUGAGAGACGCUUCAACCCCAUAUCAAACCCUCGCACUAUCCGAUAGAGCAGAUAAUCUCGAAGAUAUCGAAAGAAGACUUAAACUUGACAUUCUGGACGAAGCAAGGAAGUAUGGUGGAAUGAUUUUGACACACGAAGAAAUAACCGGAGGGAUUAUAAUUCCUACCUGGGUGAGCGUAGAUGAAGAAUCGCUUAGGACUCCAAAAGAAGUAUGGGAAGAUAUGAAAAAUCAAGGAUAUAGAGUGGAUUACUAUAGAAUACCAAUCGCUCCUGAUACUCCUAUCGAGCACAAUUACCUUGAUGCAUAUGUGUCUGUGCUCAAGAAUGUCGAUCCUCUGACAACGGCUCUGGUAUUUAAUUGUGGUAUGGGAGUAGUCAGAACAACAUUUGCGAUGUGUGCCGCUAUGCUCAUCCGAAGAAAGCAGCUCUUACUGCAAGAGUUAGAUGAUCCUUUCUCCUCAGCUACUGCUUCAGGUAUGGCAACCCCCUCGCAAAUGCCACAAGCAGCUCAAUUCUUGGAACAAGCAAAUUUACAGCAAUCAUUAAACAAGAGUCUUCUCAAGGUGACUCGGGUGUUGGACAGAAAUCUUCCCUCCAAACACCCGUCAACUGCCAUUGAUCUCCUGACUUCUCAGCCUACCCUACUUGAACAGCUGAGAAAAGCUCAUAUGGGUAGUUACCAAAUCGUAUUGUCCUUGUUGUCCAGCUUAGACCAUGGCAAGCAGAUGAAGAGGCUAGUAGACGCGGUCAUUGAUGCAUGCGAUGCUGUCAUCAACCUUCGAGAGAACGUUAUCGAGCAUCGUAUCAAAUAUAGUGUAUCAUCCAUGGAUGAUAAGAAUAAACAAGUCUACUUGGAGAAAGCAUUACGAUCUCUUGAACAAUAUUUCGAUUUGAUCGUGUUUGCCUCAUAUGUCGAUGAAGAGGAUGCUGGAACUACAGGUGUCACUUUCUCAUCUUGGUUGAAGAACCGUCCGGAAAUCUGGAACCAAAUCAAAAUCAUGCGCCGAAGUGGUGGUAAUCGAUUAUUUGCCUUCGCACCAGUCAACGAUCUGAGUCUUAUCUCGCGAUCAUCUGAGCUUGCCGAGAAAGGUUCAAGUGCAAGAUUGGACCUAGAGAUGGCAGGUGCAAAGGUCCUAGGUGAUGAGUGGGCAGAGCAUGUUGUGACAAAUAGAGCGGGAAUCAUGCUUCGUGCUUCCACUCUUCUUAAAUCCGAUCUAUGGGUGUCUAGAUCCGCUUCUUCCGCCGAAGGCGUACGUGGUGCCAUUGGAUUCAGGCAAAUCAAAGGAAGUACCAUAUACGCCACCGGUCAACCAACUCAAGAUGCCAUUUCCACGAUAUUGCAGACGGUCCACCAAAAGUCGCCCAAUAUUCAUAAUGUGAUCUGGGUUUGUCUUCGAGAAGAACCUCUGGUCAUGAUCAACGGAUCUCCAUACUGUCUAAGACGUGACAGCACUGCUCUUCGAAAUAUGCGAGACUACUCCGGUGUCUCGUCAUCUCGUCUUGAGGUCCUCGAACAGCGACUGAAGAGCGAUGUCGUUGCCGAAAUCGAUCAAUUCCAAGGACGGGUAUUACUUCAUACCGAAACGGCGGACGGAGAAGUGGUUCCAGUCUGGGAAAGCGUGGAUGCGUGCGAUGUCGCUUCCAUCAGAGAGGUCAUGGACGACGUGGCUUCCACCUCGAAGGACGUGCAUCUGCAGUUCGUCAGAAUACCUAUAACAUCGGAAUCGUCACCUGACUUCCAUGAUAUAACCGAGAUACUUGAUUUGUGCAUGCGCACCGACCUGACGAAGUCAGCCGUGAUCUUGAACGAUCAACUUGGUAGAGGAAGAAGCUCUACAACAGCUGUUAUCGUCCUCCUUAUUCAACAAUGGUUGAAAUCUGGUAGAACUCGAGGCUCAAAUUCUUAUUCGCUUACACCCAAUACGCCCUCAAGGAGCAGACCCCCUAUGCUGAAAAAGUCCACGUUGAACAGUCCUAGAACAAGUUGGCAGGUGAUCAACUCCUGCUUGAGAGUUAUCAGACAUGGUUUAGAUGUAAAACAGGCCGUGGAUGAAGCGAUCGACGCCACUGCUACUCAGUUCAACCUGAGAGAAGCUAUCGAGGAUACUCGUCAAAAAGCUCAAGAAGCCAAAGACCCCCGAACAAAGCAAAAACUCACCGAGAAAGGUCUGCACCACCUCAAGCGAUAUUUCCAUUUGAUCCUUUUCCAGGCGUACUUGGACGACAGGGCGCCAGAUGAAGAGAAUCCAUAUUCGUUCGAGUCGUUUAUCAGACACAGGCCAGUGUUCAAGACCCUCGAACACGAUAUGCAAGAAGGUGGACUACAGAGUCUGGCUCCUAUUGAGAAGAUGGACCCUGCAGAUGGAAUGGCCCUACCUGAUGAAGUGACACAAGUGGUAGCUAACAGAUCAGGAGCAAUUUUGUCUGCACAAACGAUUCUCAAAUCUGAUUUCUUCUCAGGACUGCAGAAGCAGAGUCUACCGGAACGAGUGGAUGGUGCAGCGAAUUAUCGAAGAUUACCUCUGUCUUUGGAGAGCGCUAUGCGAGAAGAGCAGGCCGAAGACGCAAAUAACGAGAAUCAUCAUUACGUUUAUGGAACUGGGAUGCCAUCUUCUGCAGGUCUUCGCAACGCUUUAGAAAAGAUGGAUGCGGGUCCCAGCGGCAAGAGAAAAGUCACCUGGACAUCGCUACGAGAGGAACCUGUACUUUAUGUCAAGUCCCGUCCUCACGUCUUACGAUUGAUCGAUAAACCAGUCACCAACAUAGAGACGACGGGUGUGACAGCCGCUGUGGUUGAGCGUAUGGAAGUUGCCCUCAAACGAGAUGUGAUACGCGAACUUCGACAGGGUAAAGGCCGUUUAUUAUUGCACGAUGAAGUCGAGACUAAACCUGGAGUGUACGACAUCAUACCUAUAUGGGAAACGUUAGAGGAGAAUGAGGUGAUGACGCCGAAGGAGCUGUAUGAAAGUGUAACGCAAGAAGGGUACAAGGUGGAUUAUGUCAGGGUGGCUAUCACCGAUGAACAAGCGCCCUUGCCAGUGACUUUCCAGGUACUCGUCGAUAGGAUAGCAGAGGGCCUACAGAAAGGAACGGACUUUGUCUUCAAUUGCCAGAUGGGUCGAGGUCGAACCACCACAGGAAUGACGGUAGCUUGUCUUAUAGCUUCUAUUGCCUCAGACGAUCAGGCUUUGAAGUUGGACUUCUCGGACGAUGAAUCUGAUCACGGAGAACCUAUUCAUGAGACUACUCAAUACUUGAAUGGGGAAUACAAGACUAUCUUGCAACUGGUGACUGUCAUGUCACAUGGUAAAGAGGCUAAGAAGAUCACGGACCAUGCAAUCAACCUCAUGGAAGGUGUACAAAACUUGCGAAAAGCAGUAUACGACUUCAAGCUCCAGGUAGACGCUGCCGAACCCGGGUCAGCUAAGUACAAAUCGCAAUUCACGAGAGCUAUAAAUUACUUAUACAGAUACGGAGCGUUGAUUGUAUUGGCGAACUUCUUACUGGAGACUAAGGAAAAGGGUAUACCGUUGAAGGAAACUGAUUUCCCAGCUUGGUUUGACCAACAUAGGGAGAUUAGAUCGAUCUUAAGUAGGAAGGGGCUGGACUGA